AACAAAAACAGCUGCAGAAAUCUGAAAUAUUUACUGAACUAAAUUCAUUGAAAAUUCUGAUGAUGGGACAUUAAAGGAAAUUAGACUAAAACUUAGGUACCUGUCUUUGAACCAGUCUUAUUUUUCAUUUACUAAGGUAUUACAAAUUACUUACCUCUUGAACUUUUUUCAUUUGUGGUUUCUUGAUCGUACUCAACGCCUUCCAAUCCAAAUAGAUUUCUAGUGCAAACUAUUAAUUUGAAUUUCAAUUCAAAAUGAGCACUAUGGAUGAAAUAGAAGUAGAAGCGAAAGCCGCAGCCGAGAAGAUGGUUAUGAAUAUGAUGCAAAGACCUGGACAGCUUGAAAAAGUGGAGCAGUUUAAAAAGCGUAUUACACACAAGAAGGCAUCAAUAGAGGCCCAGUUAAAGUCCGCUGUGCAAGGGAAAUUGGACGGAGUUAGUGUUGGGCUGAAACAAUUGCAAGAAUGUUUGGAUGAUGUCCACCAGAUAAGUCUGAAGAUGGAUGAACUUGAAGAACAGCUGAAGGGAGUCCCGCCCCUAGUUGCCUCACUUCAGGCCGUGCGUGAAGAAGAUUCCCGCCACUCCCAGUAUGUGACCGCUAUGGACAGCCUAAAACACAUCUUCACGGUCCCGGAGAGUGUUGCGAAGACUAAGCAAUGGAUUGGUGAAGGGAAACUGCUUCAUGCUCAUCAGUGCCUUACGGAUUUAGAAAACUCCCGGGACGAUUUGUUAUACGAAUUACACCGACUACCAAACCAAUCUUCACACGACAAAAUCAUGCUAAAGGCGUAUUUUGAAGAUGUAGAGAUGGUCUCUAACAUGCUGGAGAAGCAGAUCAAACUGAUUCUGGCGAGGACUCUGAACACCGUCCGUAAAGAGCCCACUGUUAUUGUCACAGCUCUGAGGAUUAUUGAGAGGGAGGAGAAGCGAGACCAAAUGGCACUGCAGCAACAAAGCCAAUCCGGCUUCAUGCCACCCGGCAGACCAAAAAACUGGCGCACCAAAGCCUUUGAAGUUCUAGAAUGCGCUGUGGCCCAGCGCAUUGAAGGCACAAGAGUAGACGAAAGAGAAGACAACAAACUAUGGCUGGUGCGGUACUUGGAGCUCACGAGGCAACUCAUUUUGGAAGACCUCCGGGUGGUGAAGACUUUGUGUGUGCCAUGCUUCCCGCCGCAUUACGAUAUAGUGAACAAAUAUGUCAAUAUGUAUCACACUUGCUUGUCCUCUAGUUUACAAGACAUUGUAGAAAGCGGCGUGGAAGGCAAUGAGUAUGUGACCCUACUGUCUUGGGUGUUGAACACUUACCCCGGAAAUGAGUUGAUGGGCAAUUCUGAGCUGAAUAUAGAUGUCAGCACAUUGCCACAACUGUUGAGUGAAGAUAUCAUGAAGAAAUUGGAAAAUGAAUAUCUGGAAAAAAUGCAGUCCAACUACAUGGAGUGGAUGGACAAGACGCUGGAGGCGGAGCGCGCGGCGUGGGGCGGCGCGCGCGCGCCCGACGCCGAGCCGCACUCGGGCGCCUUCCACACGCACGCGCCCGUGCUCAUCUUCCAGAUGAUCGACCAGAACUUGCAGGUGACCGAGACUAUAAGCAAAGAUAUCACAUUCAAGGCGCUAGUCCUGAGCAUUGAGCAAGUCACGCGAUUUGGCAACAUGUACAGGGAGGGUGUUAUUAAGUUCAAGAACGCCCACUUCUCGGACCGAUCACGAGUGGCCUACUUCACUCACCACAUGAUCACGAUCGUCAACAACAGCUCGCAGAUGACGCGCCUCGCGCAGCACACGCACGCGCGCCACUGGCCGCCCGGCAAGCAGGACCCCGCCGCCGAGCACAAGUUCGACAACAUGCUCGCCAGCUUCCAGAAAUUAAGAGACGAAGCCGCGCAGUUCCUUCUAGAAGAAGCGUUCUUAGACCUCGAAGUUCACUUCGACGAUCUGUUCACAUCGAAAUGGGUGACAUCAACCAUUCCAGUCGACACCAUAUGCAUAACACUAGACGAUUACUUCCAAGACUACAAUCAUUUGAGGGAGAAAAACUUUGAGUACGUGAUUAACGAAGCGCAGAACUUGGUUUAUAAGAAGUAUAUAACCGCUAUGUUGUCUAAAAGGAUAGUGUUUAAGACUGUAGAAGAAGCACAGCAAGCGUCGACGAAAAUUGUGAAGGAAGCCAAUCAGAUAAGGUCUUUCUUUAAGAAGAUUGCGCCCGAAGAAGUGAAUGUUGAUUGGCCGUUUGAAGUCAUCAGCAUGUUGGCUGAGGUACUCCGCUGCCAAGACAUAGAGAUGCUAUCACUCGACCUGCACGGCGUGGUGGCCAAGUGUCCGGACAUGACGGAGGAGCAGCUCGGGCGGCUGCUGGCGCUGCGCGGGGACGUGCCGCGCGCGCACGUGCGCGAGUGCGUGGCCAUCGCCCGCGCCGCGCGCCCCGCCGCCGCCCACCACGCGCACCCGCCGCUGUUCCAGAGCAUCGCCUUCAGCGAGCGUCUGCUCGGACACUUCGCCUUGUAGCGCGCCCCGCCGCCGCCCACCACGCGCACCCGCCGCUGUUCCAGAGCAUCGCCUUCAGCGAGCGUCUGCUCGGACACUUCGCCUUGUAGCGCGCCCCGCCGCCGCCCACCACGCGCACCCGCCGCUGUUCCAGAGCAUCGCCUUCAGCGAGCGUCUGCUCGGACACUUCGCCUUGUAGCGCGCCCCGCCGCCGCCCACCACGCGCACCCGCCGCUGUUCCAGAGCAUCGCCUUCAGCGAGCGUCUGCUCGGACACUUCGCCUUGUAGCGCGCCCCGCCGCCGCCCACCACGCGCACCCGCCGCUGUUCCAGAGCAUCGCCUUCAGCGAGCGUCUGCUCGGACACUUCGCCUUGUAGCGCGCCCCGCCGCCGCCCACCACGCGCACCCGCCGCUGUUCCAGAGCAUCGCCUUCAGCGAGCGUCUGCUCGGACACUUCGCCUUGUAGCGCGCCCCGCCGCCGCCCACCACGCGCACCCGCCGCUGUUCCAGAGCAUCGCCUUCAGCGAGCGUCUGCUCGGACACUUCGCCUUGUAGCGCGCCCCGCCGCCGCCCACCACGCGCACCCGCCGCUGUUCCAGAGCAUCGCCUUCAGCGAGCGUCUGCUCGGACACUUCGCCUUGUAGCGCGCCCCGCCGCCGCCCACCACGCGCACCCGCCGCUGUUCCAGAGCAUCGCCUUCAGCGAGCGUCUGCUCGGACACUUCGCCUUGUAGCGCGCCCCGCCGCCGCCCACCACGCGCACCCGCCGCUGUUCCAGAGCAUCGCCUUCAGCGAGCGUCUGCUCGGACACUUCGCCUUGUAGCGCGCCCCGCCGCCGCCCACCACGCGCACCCGCCGCUGUUCCAGAGCAUCGCCUUCAGCGAGCGUCUGCUCGGACACUUCGCCUUGUAGCGCGCCCCGCCGCCGCCCACCACGCGCACCCGCCGCUGUUCCAGAGCAUCGCCUUCAGCGAGCGUCUGCUCGGACACUUCGCCUUGUAGCGCGCCCCGCCGCCGCCCACCACGCGCACCCGCCGCUGUUCCAGAGCAUCGCCUUCAGCGAGCGUCUGCUCGGACACUUCGCCUUGUAGCGCGCCCCGCCGCCGCCCACCACGCGCACCCGCCGCUGUUCCAGAGCAUCGCCUUCAGCGAGCGUCUGCUCGGACACUUCGCCUUGUAGCGCGCCCCGCCGCCGCCCACCACGCGCACCCGCCGCUGUUCCAGAGCAUCGCCUUCAGCGAGCGUCUGCUCGGACACUUCGCCUUGUAGCGCGCCCCGCCGCCGCCCACCACGCGCACCCGCCGCUGUUCCAGAGCAUCGCCUUCAGCGAGCGUCUGCUCGGACACUUCGCCUUGUAGCGCGCCCCGCCGCCGCCCACCACGCGCACCCGCCGCUGUUCCAGAGCAUCGCCUUCAGCGAGCGUCUGCUCGGACACUUCGCCUUGUAGCGCGCCCCGCCGCCGCCCACCACGCGCACCCGCCGCUGUUCCAGAGCAUCGCCUUCAGCGAGCGUCUGCUCGGACACUUCGCCUUGUAGCGCGCCCCGCCGCCGCCCACCACGCGCACCCGCCGCUGUUCCAGAGCAUCGCCUUCAGCGAGCGUCUGCUCGGACACUUCGCCUUGUAGCGCGCCCCGCCGCCGCCCACCACGCGCACCCGCCGCUGUUCCAGAGCAUCGCCUUCAGCGAGCGUCUGCUCGGACACUUCGCCUUGUAGCGCGCCCCGCCGCCGCCCACCACGCGCACCCGCCGCUGUUCCAGAGCAUCGCCUUCAGCGAGCGUCUGCUCGGACACUUCGCCUUGUAGCGCGCCCCGCCGCCGCCCACCACGCGCACCCGCCGCUGUUCCAGAGCAUCGCCUUCAGCGAGCGUCUGCUCGGACACUUCGCCUUGUAGCGCGCCCCGCCGCCGCCCACCACGCGCACCCGCCGCUGUUCCAGAGCAUCGCCUUCAGCGAGCGUCUGCUCGGACACUUCGCCUUGUAGCGCGCCCCGCCGCCGCCCACCACGCGCACCCGCCGCUGUUCCAGAGCAUCGCCUUCAGCGAGCGUCUGCUCGGACACUUCGCCUUGUAGCGCCCGCCCCGCGCCCCGCCGCCAAAAUAAAAUAUGUCUAAACAUUUGCUUAUCAUUCCUAUUUUAUUUUAUAUUGUUUUACUUGUAGCAAAUAAGCGAAAUAUAUUUAAUGUAAUAAAUACGAGUUACUCUAAAGACUUUUAUCAUAUGCUAAGAAAAUAUUAUAAAUAGUAAAAGUAUUGCAAUGUGUUAGUUAUAGUAAAAGUAUUUAGAACAAUUUAUUUAUAUUAUAUAUUUUUAAUGAAACAAAGACUAUUUGAUUUUUUUAGUACUUAGGUAAGGUUUUUUCCAUUGCAUUAUCCUAAGCAAUAAUAGUUCCAAGAAACGACGUGAGUUGUAAAUUAAUACGAUGUGAUAACAUCCUAUUUCUAUGCGACUAUAAAGCCCGUCACACACAAAUAUAUAAAUUAUAGCAAAGAAUAUUAUUUAAGAUAUCAUUUCUGUUGUAAUCUUGACGUUAUCUUAUAGCUAGUUACAUAUUAUUCGACCAAAGAACUAAUAAAAACAAGGUUUCAUU
This is a messenger RNA of Amyelois transitella, 5065 nucleotides long. RefSeq names its product exocyst complex component 3 (gene Sec6). Bases 255 to 2501 code for a protein of 748 amino acids. Gene Ontology annotation, molecular function: SNARE binding. The record is from RefSeq and is a predicted model, not a curated record. Gene Ontology annotation, cellular component: exocyst. NCBI's taxonomy places the organism in Eukaryota, Metazoa, Arthropoda, Insecta, Lepidoptera, Pyralidae. The transcript has 11 exons. Gene Ontology annotation, biological process: exocytosis; exocyst localization.